UUGUACAUUUACUCCAAACAUCUUUGGCAUUUCAUAAAAAAUAAUGAGUGGACGGCUAUUAAACAGCACUUAAGGACCAUUACGUGUUAUUGUGGGCCUUGUUUCAUUUUCGCUCUCCUCUCUCGUGUUUGCGAAGAGAAACCAAAAACUGACUAUACCGCUUCAUUUUCAGCCCUUCAUCUCUGCAAUUUUCCAGGGAUGCUGCUGGCGAAUUCUCUGCCUUCACCAGCUUUGGCGUUAUAUCGUGGAUCAUCCAUACAAUUGUCUUCUCCUAAUUUUGUGACGCCUGCUUCCUUAAGCUCAACAGUAUAUGGAACCUCAAGGAGCUUUUUACCCCAAGAACUAACCCGGAAGCCUAGGUUUAAUGUCCUAACAUACAAGAGAUGGGAAAUACAUUCUGCAGCUCCAACAAUAGAUAUAACCUUGAGCAAUGAAGACACCGAGAAAUGGGCAUCUUGUAGAGAAGCUCUAUCUAUGUUCAACUUCAGUAUUGAAGAGCAGGACAAGAUGCUAGGGAAAGCAUUUGGUCAUAUCCAUUCACCCUACUGGGGUGAAGAACGGAAAGUAGAAAUUCCAGAUUACGAAUUAGUGAAUGAAAUACUGGAGUAUCUCAGAAGUUUGAGCCUCUCUGAUGAUGAUCUUUCUAAGCUUCUGAAAAAAUUCCCUGAAGUUCUUGGUUGCAACCUUGAGACUGAGCUGAAGAAUAAUGUACAGAUCCUAGAAAACCAGUGGGGCAUAACAGGGAAGCCUUUGCGAAAUCUUCUUCUUCGUAACCCUAAAGCUCUUGGUUAUAAUGUUGACUGUAAAGGAGAUUGUAUUGCUCAAUGCACUCGUUGCUGGGCUAGAUUUUAGAUGAACUCAUUUUUUGUACCAAUUUAUUCAAUACUAAGUAUAUGUACACAGUAUGUCCUGCAUUUAUCUGUA
Chenopodium quinoa (quinoa) is the source of this 924-nucleotide messenger RNA. RefSeq lists its product as uncharacterized. Gene Ontology annotation, biological process: regulation of DNA-templated transcription. The transcript has 3 exons. The record is from RefSeq and is a predicted model, not a curated record. Bases 199 to 852 code for a protein of 217 amino acids. Gene Ontology annotation, molecular function: double-stranded DNA binding. NCBI's taxonomy places the organism in Eukaryota, Viridiplantae, Streptophyta, Magnoliopsida, Caryophyllales, Amaranthaceae.